CAAGAUAGUACCCCGCCACCGCCUCUCUGCGAACGAUGACCCGAUAGAAGCUAAAUUUUCCCAAUCCUCUCGUCCUUCUAAUUUCUCUGUCAAAUUUCCACAAUCAUGGCGUCCGCGAUCUUCUUCCUCGACCUGAAGGGCAAGACCCUUCUGGCGCGAAACUACAGAGGUGACAUUCCCAUGUCAGCCGUGGAGAAGUUUCCUAUACUUCUCAGCGAGGCGGAAGAAGAGAGCUCCGCAGUUCCACCAUGCUUCUCGAGCGAAGGCAUCAACUACCUCUAUAUCCGCCACAGCAAUCUGUACCUCCUUGCCCUGACGAAGCGCAACACGAACGCCGCUGAGAUCCUCCUUUUCCUACACAAGAUUGUCGAGGUUUUUACAGAGUACUUCAAAGAGCUGGAGGAGGAGAGUAUAAGGGACAACUUCGUCAUCAUUUACGAACUCCUGGACGAGAUGAUGGAUUUCGGGUAUCCGCAAACGACGGAGUCCAAGAUAUUGCAAGAGUACAUCACGCAGGAGUCACACAAGCUCGAGGUCCAGGCCAGGCCGCCCAUCGCCGUUACCAAUGCCGUCAGCUGGCGAAGCGAAGGUAUUCGAUACCGCAAGAACGAAGUGUUCCUCGAUGUCGUCGAAUCUCUCAACCUCCUUGUUUCCGCGAAUGGCAAUGUCCUGCGCUCUGAAAUUUUGGGUGCGAUCAAGAUGAAGUGUUAUUUGUCCGGUAUGCCCGAAUUACGGUUGGGUCUCAACGACAAGGCCAUGUUUGAGACCACAGGACGCGCAACACGAGGGAAGGCUGUGGAGAUGGAAGACGUCAAGUUCCACCAGUGCGUGCGACUAUCGCGAUUCGAAAGCGACAGGACGAUCAGCUUCAUUCCUCCGGACGGCGAGUUCGAGCUCAUGAGCUACCGGCUAAACACACAAGUUAAGCCUCUUAUCUGGGUGGAGUGCAUAGUAGAAAGCCACUCUGGAAGCAGGAUAGAGUACAUGUUGAAGGCCAGAGCACAAUUCAAGCGACGAAGCACAGCCAACAACGUCCAAAUCUCGAUACCCGUCCCCGAAGACGCGGAUACCCCUCGAUUCCGCACCAACGUCGGCACCGUCCACUACGCCCCAGAGACCUCCUCCAUUGUCUGGAAGAUAAAACAGUUCGGUGGCCAGAAGGAAUUCCUCAUGAGGGCGGAGCUGGGCCUGCCCUCGGUCCGCGGAGACGACGAGAAGGGAGGCGGCAUGAUGGGCGGUUUCGGCGGCAGCAUGGGAGGUGUGGGCGCCGGCAAGGGAAAGCGACCCAUCAACGUCAAGUUCGAGAUUCCCUAUUUCACGACCAGUGGUAUCCAGGUUAGGUAUCUGAAGAUCAUCGAGCCUAAGCUCCAAUACCCAUCACUGCCCUGGGUGCGCUACAUCACACAAUCAGGAGACAUUGCGGUCCGGUUACCCGAUGUACAAUAGACGAUCAUGCAAUAGAACUCCCCUUGAUAACAUGCGCCACCAGAUUUCACGUAGGACGGAAAACCAUCUACCCCCGCCCAGCCUUGUAAAACCCUUCCUUGUCCACAUCCACCCAAUGUCUCACGUAGUUAGAACCCUCCAGAGGCAGCAGUGAUGGCAUGACAUGGCGAAAUAAUUCUUUGUACUCUUUCUUACUUCUUUAGCGGGCGAUUGAAUCGAUUACUCGUUUGUCUUUGUGUAUACCUCACAAAAUUAAAAUCAUAAAUGGAAAACAAAUCAAUUAGUCAAUGAUGCAGCC
Aaosphaeria arxii CBS 175.79 is the source of this 1744-nucleotide messenger RNA. RefSeq names its product putative AP-1 adaptor complex subunit MU. The record is from RefSeq and is a predicted model, not a curated record. The transcript is spliced from 6 exons. Gene Ontology annotation, biological process: vesicle-mediated transport; intracellular protein transport. NCBI's taxonomy places the organism in Eukaryota, Fungi, Ascomycota, Dothideomycetes, Pleosporales. Gene Ontology annotation, molecular function: clathrin-cargo adaptor activity. The coding region runs from base 106 to 1446 and encodes 446 amino acids. Gene Ontology annotation, cellular component: clathrin adaptor complex; clathrin-coated vesicle.